GGGUGCUUUGUUCUGUGUUCUAUCGUUCACCUGUGGCAGAAAAGGGCAAGUCUUGAAGUUCAAAUUGUACCAUACCAUCUGAUCGCCUUCCUGUGCGUACCACUUCCUUAAUCAGGGAAUUUCCGCCGUUCAAAUGGGUUGUUCAUCGUCUCUUCCAGAUAGGGGUUCUGCGAGUGCGAGGCUGGUGGGUCAAAAUUCGGAGAACGGUGGCGCAUCGGAUUCGAAAAAUAUUCGUGUAAAACUGGUUCUGUUAGGUGAUUCUGGAGUUGGUAAAAGUUGUAUUGUACUCAGAUUUGUUCGCGGCCAAUUCGAUCCAACGUCCAAGGUCACUGUUGGAGCUUCCUUCUUGUCACAGACAAUAGCUUUGCAAGAUUCUACGACUGUGAAGUUCGAAAUAUGGGACACUGCUGGGCAAGAGAGAUAUGCUGCAUUGGCUCCCCUUUACUACCGAGGUGCUGCAAUUGCCGUUGUUGUAUAUGAUAUAACAAGCCCAGACUCAUUCUCCAAAGCGCAGUAUUGGGUGAAGGAGCUGCAAAAACAUGGGAGCCCUGAUAUAGUUAUGGCCUUGGUUGGUAAUAAAGCCGAUCUUCAUGAGAAACGGGAAAUACCAGUUCAAGAUGGCAUGGACUACGCGGAAAAGAACGGGAUGUUCUUUAUUGAGACAUCUGCAAAGACUGCAGAUAACAUCAAUCAACUGUUUGAGGAAAUGGCGAAACGACUGCCUCGGCCAACUGCUCAAUGAUUGUAGAACCUUUGAAAGUGAAGUAGCCGAAUUUACCCAUGCUAUGGGGGAACUCAUUUACCCUCCUGUUACCUGUAAUUAUAAGUUGGUGUAUGUUUUGAAGAUGUUUC
Morus notabilis is the source of this 852-nucleotide messenger RNA. RefSeq names its product ras-related protein RABF1. The record is from RefSeq and is a predicted model, not a curated record. NCBI's taxonomy places the organism in Eukaryota, Viridiplantae, Streptophyta, Magnoliopsida, Rosales, Moraceae. The coding region runs from base 134 to 742 and encodes 202 amino acids. Gene Ontology annotation, molecular function: GTP binding; GTPase activity. The transcript has 8 exons.